AUGUCUCCUCUCUUCUACCUUCUAGGAUUAUUCCUAGUCCCUUCUGCUUUUGGUGCUGUAAAACCAAAAGUGACCACUCCAUAUGGACCAAUUGUUGGUUUCGAGCACAAGUCGUCAGUAACUGGUUCGAAAUACCACGUGUUUUUGGGUAUCAGAUAUGGAAAUCCACCAGAUCACAUCUACAGAUUCCAAAAACCUGAACCAGUAGAAAAGUGGCCUCACAUCAAUCACGAUGCUACCCAUUUCCGUGCUUCCUGCAUUCCAUCUCUCCGAUCAGAGCUUGAAGAACAAGUCAACUAUAGUGAAGAUUGCUUGUUCCUGAAUAUUGUAACACCACCUGAUGCUCGGCAAAAGAAACUACCAGUGAUGGUAUUCAUUCACGGAGGUGGUUUCCAAUUCGGAGAUUCUUCGAUGGUCGGAUAUGAGAAAGCAGCUGAUAACUUUGUAUCUCAAGGUAUUAUUUUCGUCUCUGUUCAAUAUCGCCUCGGACCACUUGGGUUCUUCACCACCGGAGACUCGGAGAUUCCUGGAAAUAUGGGAUUGUGGGAUCAAACCCUGGCUCUUCAAUUCUUGCAUGAAGUUCUUCCUGACUUCGGAGGAGAUCCGGAUAGAAUCACUUUGGCUGGACAUUCAGCUGGAGCUGCUAGUGUUUCUGCCCUUCUUUAUUCUCCCCACUCUGAUCAUCUUUUCAAUCAAGCAAUUCAACUUUCCGGCAGUAUUUUCUCCGAAAGUAAUUUGGAUCGUAAUGUAGUAGAAGACAGUAAGAAAUUGGCCAAGGCAGCCGGAUGUAAUCAAGAAGAUUCGAAGGGUUUGAGAGAUUGUAUUGAGAUCAGAACAGUAGAUGAGUUGUUGGAUGCUAUGGAACAGAUUGGAGAAUUGAUGCCCGGGCCGAGAAACAAGAAAUUCCACCCAUUCUUCGACAAGGAUUUUUUCCCAUAUGAUAUCGAAAAAAUGUCCCGAAAAGCUACGAAGAAGAAGACAAUGCAAGGACUUGUCAGUUUGGAGAGUGGAAUCAGUGUUCUGUACCCAGUCAAACUGGCGAAACUUCUUGGAGUUCCGAAGGAGAGUUGGGCAACUUAUAGCAAGGACAACUUGGUUGAUUUUAUUAAAUCUCAAGUUGCUGUGGAACAGGAGUUCGGAACAGCUUCUGCUCGCUUCUCGAGUCUUGUUGAAGAAUUCUAUCUCAAUGGUCCCCUUACUGGAAAUUCAAGUUUCUAUCUGAAUGCUUUUGCCUUGUUGCUCAGUGAUCUUCAGUAUAAUAUUCCAACUCUUCACGAGAUUGAACUGAAAUUACAACAUGGAUGGGAGACAUAUUUCUAUGUGAUUGACUAUGAUAGCGAGACAACGAAAGAUCCAACUCAUCCAAUCCGUGGCCCAUUCCAUGCUUCUGAAUUGAGAUUCCUGUUCAAUUUCGAUGGAAAGGAUAAGAUUCCAUUCAACGAGAAGGACACGGCUUUCGAAAGUCAUUUCGUAAAUGCUAUUGUCAAUUUCAUCAACACGGGAAAUCCAAGUACUGAAACAGUCUCAUGGCCAGCUGUUUCAAGAUCAGAACCAUUUGCAAAUCUCCAUCUGAACGACCAACCAUCCCUCCAACCAUCGUUCCGUAAAGAUGCUUAUGAACUCUGGCAAUCCGACAUUGCAAAGACAGUUGGAGCAGAGUUAAUGAAGAAGAGACUCCCUGCAUCGAAAGCAACAUUCCGUCACAGUGAGCUGUGA
This is a messenger RNA of Caenorhabditis remanei, 1716 nucleotides long. RefSeq lists its product as uncharacterized. NCBI's taxonomy places the organism in Eukaryota, Metazoa, Nematoda, Chromadorea, Rhabditida, Rhabditidae. The record is from RefSeq and is a predicted model, not a curated record. Bases 1 to 1716 code for a protein of 571 amino acids. The transcript has 7 exons.